CGCCCCUCACUUGCCGGCUGUCCUUCCUCCGCUGCUUCAGGCCCUUGAGGAUCGCGACAAGGAUAUCUCACGGCAAGCGAAACACUGUGCGGAGCUCGCAGCCAACACUCCCAUGCUGUGCAGGAACAUCUUGCCGCUGCUCCUGAGCUCGGUUUACAGCGUAGGGAAGUCCACGUCAUGGCACGUGCGGGCGGCGAUGCUGCCGUUCCUUCAGAUCGUGACGUUCAGGCAUCAGUUUCUGAUUAACGAGGAAGACUUUUGGAACAUCCGCGAGCUCAUGGUCUUCCUCCUGCAAGACUCACAGGUCGAGGUCAGAGAGACGGCCUGCAGCGCCAUCUCUGUCCUCGUCCGCAUGUCCGGCGAGGAGACCGCGUUGGAGCUCAAGCAGAGCUUCUACCUCUGGGCGGACUCGAAGAUUCCGACCGCAAGCCAGGCGACCAAGACGGAUGGCGGCAGCGCCGUCAGCGACGCUCUGCUGAAACGGCAUGCGGGGGUGCUGGGGUUGGCGGCGCUAGUGGGUGCGUAUCCCUACGACGUCCCUGAGUGGAUGCCCGAGGUUCUGGUCAGGCUCGCCACCCACGUGUUGGAUCCGAUGCCCAUCCGGCAGACCGUCCGCAAGAUUUUCGGAGAAUUUUGGCGGACUCACCAGGACAGCUGGCCAGUUCUCAAGUGCAAGUUCGACGAGCAGCAGCUCUCGACGCUGACCAACCUCCUCGUUGCUCCCACCUACUUCUCAUAACCUCCUACCUCGUACGCUUCAUAAACCUCAGCGGCAAAC
Molecule: messenger RNA, 778 nt
Organism: Guillardia theta CCMP2712
Lineage: Eukaryota; Cryptophyceae; Pyrenomonadales; Geminigeraceae
Exons: 2
Coding region: 113-739 (208 amino acids)
Biological process (GO): proteasomal ubiquitin-independent protein catabolic process
Cellular component (GO): nucleus; cytosol
Molecular function (GO): proteasome binding; peptidase activator activity
Source: RefSeq, a predicted model, not a curated record